Messenger RNA from Mycosarcoma maydis (corn smut), 3297 nucleotides. RefSeq lists its product as uncharacterized. Gene Ontology annotation, molecular function: microtubule binding. The transcript has a single exon. The record is from RefSeq and is a predicted model, not a curated record. NCBI's taxonomy places the organism in Eukaryota, Fungi, Basidiomycota, Ustilaginomycetes, Ustilaginales. Bases 1 to 3297 code for a protein of 1098 amino acids.
AUGUCCAGGGCUCGUCAUCCCCACCCUUAUCCACUAGCAUCCACGUCUUAUCACCAACCGUCCACCGACAUCGAUUCCCAUCGCAUGCGAGCCUCUGCUGAUCGUUGGCAGGCUGCUUCAUCCCCGCAUCCCAACUUUUCUCACGACAUUUACAUUCCCGAGUCGCAAGAGGAACUCAACAGGGUCAGCAUAGAGUCCCGCCUGCUUCAGCCCAGCGGUCCUUCUCAUAACCCAAACAUGAACAACCCCGACUUUACCUCGGUAUCGUCUACUUUUGAUACGUACGACCGUAUCGGGCGCGACGAUGUCCAGCCAUCCGCUAGACUCACCGUUGAUCCCGUCAUCAGCAGACCUUCUCGAACAUCCAGCAUGCUCAAGCCCUCAGAAGCACGUCUCUAUCAGCAUGAUGCAGACGAGAGUUUGAUCCCUGGCGUUGGCCGUGGCGUGCGCAGUACGAUUCCCUCUCAGACAUCGUACCAAGAGCGACUGCGCUCUCUCAACCAUCACGCUGCUCACGACCGCUACGAAUCUUCUCCGUCCAAAAGUCCCUACCAUCCUGGCAAGUAUUCUCGACAGCCCAUCGCAGCAACCUCUACGGUACGUCCCUUAUUGCAUCAAACGCGAGCGGGUGUAGCCCCUCGACAGGCUCACGUGGAAAGCGAGAGCGAGUCAGAAGGCGACUCGGCUAGCGAAUCUGGCGAAUCAGACGCCAUCAACAUCCGCACGACUACCUUCAGCAGCACCGGCAACCACCGCAACUUUGCAGCUACCCCAGUCGGUCAUACAGCGACCAUGACCACCAAUCUCCGCCAACGUCCAACGCUUGGACCGGACACGCUCGACCGCAUCGAGUUUGACAUCUACACCGACACCGAUGGCGAGCCUCGUGUGCACAGAGACACCAGACAAAAUCCAAGGCCACGCCCCGAUCCUUCAGGCCCGUUUGCUUCGCCACGUAUCGCCAAACCAUUUGGAUUGAACGCAGCCGACUAUCAACAGCAUCUAGCAUCCCGUACGCUCACCUCUCCUGCUCUGCGUACACUCAUUGGCGAUCGUUCCAAGAGCCCAGACAGCCCAACACCGGCGCCUUCCAUUGAUGGCGUUCUUCACGCUGGCAGGACCAAUGCACGAGAAGCACAACGUCAAGACAGGCAUCCACAGCCACGCACUACACGCCAGUCCCAUGAAUCCAUCAGCGCUUUCGAAGAUUUAGCACGUCGCUUGCAGAAAGACGUCGAGUCGACGCGCAGGAAUGCAGACGGCAAUGGUGAGGACAUGGACGAUGGAAGCGCAUCCAACUCGGGAGGAAGUGGCUUUGGUCCAGGCAGUCAAGCAUCUAGCGCUCGCACUCGUGUCGAACCGCAAGUCGCACCAAACGGAGCCAAGGUCUUGAACCCAGAACAGUUCGACUCGUACGGCUACCCUGCGCACCAGAAAGCGUCGACUCGUAAAGAUACCACCUCACCAUGGGGUGUCCGCUUGCCCGACGUCACUGGUCUCACAUCUGCCUUGGGCUCGCCAGUCAAAGCUCGCGAUACGAUCAAGCACAGACCGUUUGGCAGUGCCGUUGGCAAUCAAGACGCUCGUCUCGAGGAGCUCAUCAACCUGCGCUGUUUUGUAGAUGGUAUACAGACCGAGCUCGAUCGAGCAGGAGAAAAGAUCGUCAAUUUGGAACAAGCGCAAGAACAGCAGAGUCACGAUUUGCAAGGACUGCGGUCCGAAAUGCAAACAGCCUUCAAGGAUGUACGAGCUCCACAGCCUGCCUCGGAGGAGCAGCUCAUUCAGCGCAUUCUGCAAAAGCUGUCAGUCUCCAGCACGCAACAGUCACAUGAGAAAACGCAGAGCCAGAGCGAAACUCGACCGGAAGUUGCCGCCCACGCACAGAAUGGGGCUCAGCCCGAAGCACCGGUACGAGCAACCGAAAGGCCGCUCCGAGAGACGCACGAUGCUCAACAGCAAGAGAAUCGCAGCCAAGUCGAAGUUGUCAAUCGACUAUACGCCGAACUCGACAAACUGCGGAUGGCUAUGGAAGAGCAGUACCGCAGCAACGCAGGUUUUGACACGGUCGAAACACAAGUUCGAGAACAAUUUGAUGCAAAACCUCGCCGUGCAGCCUACAGGCACCAAGACAUCUUCCCGUCGGGACGUGAUCCGUGGGAAGCCAUCGAGGCUUUGCGUUUGCAAGUGCUAAAUCUCGCCGACGAAGUCGAAGGUCUCAACGGUCUUGUGCUCGAGCGCCUGACUCCCCCUGUGACCGUUCACAGGAAGAAAAUGGCUCGAUCAAGCACUGCGCGUAAGCAGCGCUUCGAGUAUGACGAAGAAGCACAUCCGGCUUCUGAUCCCGUCUACACUAGUCGAGGCGGCACUCCCGGUCGUAGAUCUGAUGCGACUAUGCCUCACGCUGAUCGAGUCGAGAUUCGCACCGAUCCGAUCGAUCAGGACAUGGACGAUCACUUCCAUCGUCGCCAUCCAAUGCGAUCUAGCCCUGCCCACCACGUAGCAGAAGAAAUGGACGAGUACGACCGAACGAUAGAUGCUGUUGGCGAGAAUCUGCGGUUGCAACGUCAAAGGCAGCGUCAUCGUCAUCAUAACACCCCGCCACCUGCUCCAGCUGCGGAAACGAUGCAAGAGCUCUCGGACAACGAGAUCUCGCAACUUGCAGAAACACGUGCCAAACUGGCUGCAGCUCGGCUGAACUGCUCAAGUCGGCAAACGCACGAGUCACGUCUCUGUAGCGUAUGUUGUUCGCAGAUGCGAUCGGAGAAACGGAAAGCGUCUCGACGAGCACGCUUGCUGCAAGCGGAACAACGUCGUGAAGCGGUGGAGUUGGAAGAAACAAUCCUGCUCGACACACUGGACCCGCCCUCGGGUUCGAAACGAGGGAGCAUCAAUGCCGAGCAGAUGCAAACGCUCAACGUGAUACUUCAAGAACACUGGGACGAAUUCGUGCACCAACGAAUGCUGUACUCGGAACUUGCCGACGAGUUGAAGAGUAUCAGUCCAGCCAUGAGUCAGACCAAGCGAAAGAUCCUCGCCCAACACGUGCUCGAAGCAGUGGAGCUCUUGGAGGUCAAAGCUGACCGCAUCGAGAGGUUGGAAAAGGUUUUGCAGGCGAUGCAUGCAGAGCGACCGCAGAAGGUGCACGAGCAGGAGGCCAAAAAACACCCUGGUUCACGGCAGACUAGCGGCAACAGGUUGAAACACGCACUCGAGUCGAUGGAGAAGUCAACAAGAAGUGGAUCCAGCCAAAGCGCUGCAGCUGGCAGGAAUAGCCCUCCGACAACAACUCAGCUCUAG